GAGAGCGAGAGAGAGGGAGAGGGAGAGUCAGGGAGCUUGUGGAUACUACUCCACCAGACUGCAUGUCUCUGGCAUCACUAGGGGAGCAGUCCACACAUUACAGAGACAGCCUAUACCAGGCCUAGCUGAGAAUCUUUAUCAUGGCGUCCAACAACACAGCAAGCAUCGCCCAGGCCAGGAAACUGGUAGAGCAGCUGAAGAUGGAGGCAAACAUUGACAGGAUAAAGGUGUCCAAAGCAGCAGCAGACUUAAUGUCGUACUGCGAAGCCCAUGCCAAAGAGGACCCGCUCCUGUCGCCGGUGCCCGCAUCCGAAAACCCUUUUAGGGAGAAGAAGUUCUUCUGUGCCAUCCUGUAAACGGGGUGUGGUAAAUUUGGUCUGACAGGAAGUCUGCUCAUCUUGGGACAUUGAACGAGGACGUUCAAUAUGUAGACAUCUUCUAACAGAAGGGCAUGGAGGAGUAGUACUGUCUCUUUCUCUACAAUGGAAGCUAAAGCAGGCAUUUAAAAACCACAGAGUAAGACGUAACCAUUUACAGCGGUCUGAUCUGACCUGAUCUGAGGGCUGUUGUUGAGGGCUGUGCAGCAUGUUUGAUGGAUCCAUCCGUGUAGUCAGAGGACAACCGAAGAUAGUAUGGUUAUCCACCCAGAAACAUGAUGGACAACCAAUCAACCAAGUCUUCAGGUUGUGUUUAAAAUAAAAAAAGAAUGAAGGAAAAAAACUAAACAAAAAAUAUUUUGUGGUUCUUUUGGAACAUGAAAUCCAAGUGUUACGUUAAAUGGUGGGUUGGGUUGGGUAGGGUAGAUGAGCUGCUUACCACCAGAUACUAACGGCUGUUUAUCGGAAUGUUUUUAUUUUUGCUGUUUAUUUUAUGCAGAUUUUGAUUCUGAGAUUAAUUGGUUUGGCUAAAUCACUUAGACAACUUUCUAUACUGUAUGUGAUUACUGAAACAGCUAUUUUAACUUUCUUCUUUUUUUUUUACAUCGUUAGAGUUGGUGAAAGCUGUUGUAAUGGAAAGUUUGGACGUUCAAUUAAGUGAUUUUCUUUACAGACAUGUUUCUUUAAACUUCUUCUGAGAGAAGUAUACAACAUAUAUAUCUGGCAAUGUGGUACAGUAUGUGUUUCCUUCAAAUACAAGCUCUCUUUUUACUAUUUGUAUAAAAAUAUUAGCAAGUAAACUGUGUUGUGCUGUGCGUUCUGAAUGUUUGUGUUUAUCAUUAAUAAUUGCAUGAAAUUAACUAUUUUUUAAUUUUAUUUUUAAUGUGGGGAUUGUAUGAACGAGGCAGCCUCCAUCUGGCAGUGCCAACUGUAUUAAAAGGAUAACAAUGACUC
Salmo salar (Atlantic salmon) is the source of this 1331-nucleotide messenger RNA. RefSeq names its product guanine nucleotide binding protein (G protein), gamma 2 (gene gng2). Gene Ontology annotation, cellular component: heterotrimeric G-protein complex. The record is from RefSeq and is marked provisional. NCBI's taxonomy places the organism in Eukaryota, Metazoa, Chordata, Actinopteri, Salmoniformes, Salmonidae. Gene Ontology annotation, biological process: G protein-coupled receptor signaling pathway. Gene Ontology annotation, molecular function: G-protein beta-subunit binding.